UCCAGUCUAUCCCCACAACCAGACAUCAUGGCGGACGUCCUAGAUCUUCAUGAAGCAGGAGGCGAGGACUUUCCUAUGGACGAGGACGGUGAUGAGAGUAUUCACAAACUAAAGGAAAAAGCCAAGAAGAGAAAGGGUCGCGGCUUUGGGUCUGAUGAAGGUGCAAGGUCUAGAGUGAGGGAAGACUACGACACAGUAGAGCAGGAUGGCGAUGAACCUGGACCACAGAGAUCUGUGGAGGGAUGGAUCCUCUUUGUUACUGGGGUUCAUGAGGAGGCAACAGAAGAAGACAUCCACGACAAAUUCGCGGAGUAUGGCGAGAUCAAGAACCUGCACCUCAACUUGGACAGAAGGACAGGUUACCUCAAGGGCUAUGCAUUGGUGGAAUAUGAAACCUACAAAGAGGCACAGGCAGCCAUGGAGGGGCUGAACGGUCAAGACCUCAUGGGUCAAACGAUCAGCGUUGACUGGGGCUUUGUUAGGGGGCCACCCAAGAGCAAGAGGAGGGGUGGAAGGAGGCGUAGCAGAAGCCCAGACCGAAGACGUCGCUGAUUCCCUAAGAGCUUUCUCUGGCAUCCAUCACUGGCAAUGUGCCAGCCUGUGCCGCUCUAAAGGGUUUUUUAGUUUUUAGUGCUUUUUUUGUUCUCCUGCUGUCUGCAUAGUUUCAAGUGUAGUGGAAUAAUUUCUCAAAUGGAGGACUUGUAAUGCAUCAGCAUUUGCUGUAUUAAAUUGCAUUGUAUAGUGUUGGAUUUUUGGUUUUACUUAAACUUUUUUUUUUGUAUAAAAUUAAGCAAAUCUGGUCCUUUUUAAAACCAAUUUAAGUUUAACAUGAAACUCUGUGUAACACACUUGUAUUGGCUUGUACACUUCCAAUAAAUUUUGUUUUGGGCCUUUG
Molecule: messenger RNA, 895 nt
Organism: Electrophorus electricus (electric eel)
Lineage: Eukaryota; Metazoa; Chordata; Actinopteri; Gymnotiformes; Gymnotidae
Gene: rbm8a
Product: RNA binding motif protein 8A
Biological process (GO): RNA processing
Cellular component (GO): cytoplasm; nucleus
Molecular function (GO): mRNA binding
Source: RefSeq, a predicted model, not a curated record